CGGGCCGCCCUUGAAGCGGCCUGGCCGCUUGAACGGGAAGACACGAGCGGAUUGUGCCUGCCUGGUGCGCCGGCCAGGGCGAAACAAGUAGCGUACGACUGGCACAGCGCAGAUACUGCGUGAGCCAAGCCAAAUGUAAAACCUACAGUUAACUACACAAAACGAGCUUUCAGGAAGCUUGGUUGUUUCAUGAGAUGUGCUUGCUUGAAGGUUUGGCGAAUGCGCCCCUCAAGCAGGUCUAAGCCAGUAAUCAAUUCAUGCGUCAGGCUGAGCAUUUCGCAGGUGCCCAUCAAGGGUUUUGUGCAAUUCUCACUUAUUGCCAAAUGGAAGGUGAGCAAGCGCCCUUUUGGGACCAAACCGGUGCAAGGGCGCAGCAAGCCCCUUAACUUCAAACGCGGCUUCAACCUGGCAUGAAGUGAAGCGUCGUGAGCCUUUUGCGUCAGCUAGAUGAUGUUUUUUCACCUAUUUCUCCCUAGAAGGGGUGUUCUCGGAACACUUCAACUAAGUAAUCUGUAGCCCUAUCAUAACUCCGAAUAAAUGUGCCUGUGCUCUGAGAGGGCUUUGGGGUCACAGAUUCCAUGGAAUAGAGUGAAUGAGUUGCCUCGCCGAGGUGUUCUCUGAACUCCCCGGUUUAGCCAAGGAAAAAGCGCAUUGCAAAGCUUCCAGAAUGCGCCAAAAGUUUGAAAAUGCCGAGUUCUGAUCCUUGAACUUCCCGCUGGUCUCGGUUUUGCAACUCAAUGUUCAAAUUAGUAACAGUUCUUAGCAAUGCUACGAGAAAGCCAUGCCUUCAUUCUUGCUUCUUACUUAGAGCCCAGAACAAGGCCCCUGCAACAGUUGACCAGGUCAAGGCACUCACGUGAGCAACUAUCCUUCGCGAAACAACUAAGUUACUCAAGAAUACCUUACAAGUUUGUUACAUGUCGGGAAGUCCUCCAGAUGUUUCUGCAAGUUGUCCCGAAGGCCAGCGCAUGGACUGCCUGCGGCUUUGGAGGCAAUUUGCGUCAGGGGCUCCAGGUGCGAGAGCUCCUGGGCCUGCUGAUUUUCUUCCCAUAGCCCUGCCUUUCUUGCGACGUUGUCCGCGGGCCCUGCGCUGGGUGUGAGAUUUCUGCGUCACACGUUGGCCGCUUGAAAACUCGGUUCGUCACUUGAAGCAUGUAGGUUGAAGCUGGCCCCGACGCAGUCACUGCCAUGUCUGAAAAAGUUAUCCUUGCAGCCCUUGCUGCGUGGCCUGUGACGUUGCUGGGCCCAGAGGCUGCAGCCAAUUUGAGCUGCAGCCGUCGCCUUGCUUGGUGCUUCGUUCCGGAGCGCAGGGUUGCGCCUUGCACUUCAGCCAUUCUCAACACUCCAAGGACCCCGUAGGUUUCAAGAAGCGUUUCCGGAGAGGGGGAGCCAGUGUUUUCACCGGGCUUCGGUGUUCAGCGCGGCCAUGACUCAGCCAUCCGCCUGGAAAAGGCACCGGCGAGUGCCCUCCCACCAUGGCCCGCAUGGAACCAGAGGCAGGCGUGGCGACCUAUUAAAAACAACUGCGACCCUCCUCCCGCGCUCCUUCCUAAGCCGCGAUGUGUGCGAUCGGGGCAUCAGGCUCACGCCUUACAAGAAGUUGAUAUCGCAGAAGAUGUUUUAGUGAAUCGGUGCCCUCUCACAACUUAAAAUGUGCAUAAAUCCCCCGUUAGCUGAUGUCCACUGAAGGGUCCCUAGCUCAGAUUCCCACCACCGAAAGGGCGAGAAGUUGUGGCAGCUGAGCGCCAAAGUUUGACAGUUGAGCUGCGCCACAACAGCAGUACCAGGAUCAGCGGCAUUUGCCGGAAGGUUCAUGGCAAGUCUACGUUAAGACAACUGUCCUUUUCAUGUGGGGCAAGAUGCCUUUUAGGACCCAAAGCAAUAAGGCACCUGCGUUUGGCGUGGAAUGACGUCAGCUAUAACUUCGGUUUGUGUUUCAAGCCAAGUCCGUGGUAAGACGACUGGCGCUACAGAUUGGCAUUGCUCAGGCCGAGCAAGUGAUAUUUAGGGUUCAAAACCCCGAAGAACGGUUCCCAAGUCAGGAAACUUGCCGCUGUUGUGUGCCCAAAGAGUUUCAGGAAUUGAGAACUGCAAGUCCAAGAUUGCAGUGUCCAGCCCGAGCACUCAAUAUUUCUGGCACACUUUUCUGCACUUUGUAUUUGACAUCAUGGGCUCCUCCUGCAUUGAUUGUGUUUCUGGCCUGAGCAAGCCACAAGCUCGGAAGAGCAGCGGGUCUGUCAGUAGCAACAUGAAGGCGCUAAGAACAGGCACGUAAGAAUUUGAGAAGACCAAACCAGACCACACCCAGAUCUUCGUCCAAAGCCCACCUUUUUCAGAGCGCUCCGCACAAGGCUCGGCUCAUGCCGCGUCUGAAGCUGGGCCUGACCCUGUGGACAGCAUGUUUCUGGGUUUUUUCUCCCCCCAGCCAUUGAGAAUAGUCCCAUAAUAAGCCAUCGGUUGAAACACGGAGCUCGCCGUGCAGUCCGCCCAGAAAACUGCGUAUGGAAAUCUGCAGCUGAGCCCCAGGACACUGCAAAAUGGCACGGGCUGCUUUGAGUGCACCAGUAAUGUCUUGCCUCCAGUGGCCGAAGCCGAGCGGGCGACGGGCGUGGCAGUGCGUGGGUAGACUGGCUGAAUUAGCAAGCCUUGAACCUCUUGGUCGGCAGGUUGCUUCACCUUAGCCAAGGCACAAAAAGUUUAGUCACUGUUGGGCAGCAAACUCACUAGGUAAUCUCAGGCGACGCCCAAAGAGCACUUGCCCGUGCAUAGCCAUUGGUGAGCCAAGCGGGCGCAAGGGUGCUGGCCACUCAUGGCAGGCUGCCACCCUGGAGUGGCCAAGUUUGGCCAAUGCAUCGGCUUCUCAUUGUCGCCAUGGGCAAAGCUGCAAGUCGACCAGUUCUUCUGGCACCCUUCGUGCGAAGGGACGGCCUCAAAGUGGCAUCCCAUCCCGUGGCAUCCCAUCUUAUGACAUCCUGGCACCUUUUUUGAAUCAUCCACCCGCUCGCUGUCCUUUUGGCGCAGUCCCCGUGCCCCGUCAGCGCGCCGACGCAAGCUUUGGUUUGUGGCAAAGAGUUGCGCGGCAGGAACGCCUGUGACCUUCUGAUGGCAAUGGCAAGCUCAGAGCUCUGCGUGACUCGGGGGCUUGGCGCGGCCGAAGAAUACGCCUGGCGCCACUGAGCUGUGGAUUUGGCUGAAAAUCGCACAGGCGAUCUUGAAACCCAGUCAUCUUACUGACUUACGUGCCACCCAGCUUUUCGGUUGAACGGACAAAGUUACCUCCUGUCUCGAAAAAAUGCCACCGUGCUUGCCUGUUUUCAGUGCUCCCUGCCAUGCCUCGGCCUGAGGGGGGCCAGGGCCGCCUGAGCCACCGUAGACUGGCCUGGGAAGACGCCUGCGACCUGAGGCACUGAGAGCUGUGAGCCUUGCCUUGGCGAAGUUCAAGACUCGUUCAGUGGCCAAAUCGCCCAAAGUUGCUUGACUUCCGCGUGCGAGGCACGCGCGUGUGUGCGACUGUUCCAUGCAUCAUGCCAUUGGCCGGGAGCAAAAGGCUUACGGCGAAACAGAUGCCACGUUUGUCAGGGCUGUGCUUUUCAUGUGGGGCAAGAUGCCUUUUAGGACCCAAAGCAAUAAGGCACCUGCGUUUGGCGUGGAAUGACGUCAGCUAUAACUUCGGUUUGUGUUUCAAGCCAAGUCCGUGGUAAGACGACUGGCGCUACAGAUUGGCAUUGCUCAGGCCGAGCAAGUGAUAUUUAGGGUUCAAAACCCCGAAGAACGGUUCCCAAGUCAGGAAACUUGCCGCUGUUGUGUGCCCAAAGAGUUUCAGGAAUUGAGAACUGCAAGUCCAAGAUUGCAGUGUCCAGCCCGAGCACUCAAUAUUUCUGGCACACUUUUCUGCACUUUGUAUUUGACAUCAUGGGCUCCUCCUGCAUUGAUUGUGUUUCUGGCCUGAGCAAGCCACAAGCUCGGAAGAGCAGCGGGUCUGUCAGUAGCAACAUGAAGGCGCUAAGGACAGGCCCGUUGGUGUGCCAGGGACCUGGCAGUAACUCAGUGGAAGUGACCAGCAGGUUGAAAUGUUGAAGGGAGAAUCCAGAACCCCCUGGAUGGGUACAUCUCAUGGCCGCAAGAUUCCAUGCCGCGCCUGUCAGAGUUCCAUACACUGAUGGCCGCGCGAGGGAACGGAUGAGGACCUGCCAAAAGUCGCCAGGCAACCGGCUGCCGGGUGCAGAGACAUAAAUUGAAAGUUAUGUUCAUGGGCCCCAAUGGAACGACAUCACAUCAAGCAUUCGAACCCAAGACUGUGGGACCGAAUGGAACCCACCAAGCCAAGGGGCCCAAUGGAAUAAAGGAAUAAACCAUCAUGUCCCAGCACUUCCUGAGGUCAUCCCGCGCCUUUUGCCCGGACAAACCUGGCCCCAGAUCGCGCUACCUCAGGCUCAGGCCUCCUCCGCCUCGACAGAGGCGACUGGGCCGACGCUCAUCGCGCUGCACGGGGGCGCGCGCUUCGAGCGGAUCCCCAACUUUGCGCUGGCCAAGUUCUUCCCCGGACAGGUGUGCUCCUGCGCCCCGGUGGAGGAGACGUUGCGCCACAGCUUCUGCGACCUUUGUUUGGGCCUUGUAGCGCCUCUUCGCGUGGCCGACGUUGACGAGGAAGGUGAGAUGGACUUGAUUUUGAUGGGCCACAGCUUCGGCUUCGCCUUGGCCCAAGCGGUGGCCCAGCGCCUCGCCGCCGCCGGCGCGGCCCUGCGCGGCCUGGUGGCCUUGGACUGCCGCUGCCUGCAGCGGACUGCGCUGGAGAUCGACGUGGUCCCUCGGCGCCUUCGCGUCGACGUGGCCUCGGCCUUCCACUCCGCGGCCUUGGCCUUUCGCAGCGCCGCGACGGAGCUGCGCGUGGCCGCGGCGCGGGUGGGGCGCGGGGGUCUGACGGGGCGGCACCUGGCGCGCCCGGAGGUGCUGGCGCCCAAUGCCGCGGCCGGCGCGGGGCAGCAGAGUAGCCUGGAAGUGGCCGACUCGGACCACUGGGAUUUGCCCAUGUCCCACGUUUGGGACAUCGCCGCCGUCGUGCAGAAGCUUACGCGCUGCACCAAGCGGCCGCGAAGAUCCUUCAAAGCGUGGAAGAGCCAGAGGUCUUGUGACAGCUCUAAGGAUAUCGGUUCCUGGGAUAUCGGUUUUGGUUGGUUGGUUGGUUGGUUGGUUGGUUGGUUGGUUGGUUGGUUGGUUGGACCAUCUCAAGCUCAGGGGCGCGCUCUGGCGCAGGCAGACGCGAAAGGUAUUCCGCCGGCCCCAGAGAGCGGUUUGGUUUGACGGCCGUUUGGACGCGGGUCGGGUCCAUGAGACAUCUCGGACCUGCUUUCAGGGCAUGGCAUGCAUGGAUGCGGUGCCACACUUGGGCAGUGCUAUGACUCGUGACACGCAACUUGAAACUUGCUUGUGCGAAGCAAAUGGAAGUCAAGGAUUCAAAAUGGGCACGAAUAAACAGGACCCAGCUUGCGCAAAAGGACGGUCAUGAGUGUAGCAUCCUGGAACCAACUUAGGGGCACUCACUGGCAAAGGCUGGGCCACCCGCGGCUGAGCCACAAUCUUUAUGUCGGAUAAUUAGUGCCUGUGUCCGAGCAAUGUGGUAGCUCAAGAACUCCCUCGCCCCGUAGCAUCUCUAGAGUUCCUGUAGUUGUUCGAUGGCUGCCUGGAAAUUUGGACACCUCAUUCCUCAUAGCAUGAGUUGCAUGACACCCAGGUGCGCCCCGGAGUAAAAUGGCAAGCUCGUGGCACGCACUCUCAGCGAGUUUGCGUACAUAAGGCUUUUCCAGAAACCACGACCCUGGGAGUUCCGUCGAAAAAUGCGAAGAAAUUGCCGGGAGAGAGCGGAAGCACGUACUCCCCAAACCUUGGACAUGCUUCUUUGCGGUUGGAUAUGCAGCCCUUAGCAGACAAGACAUCUCCUCCCGCCAAGCCAUCGACAGCAAAAGCUGGUGCAAUUUCCGUCCGGGGUUUGGCCGCUUGCAGCGAACGCUGCCUGUAAUCGAUGACAAUUUUUACAAAACAAAGGCUCAUAAUAGGGCGCCCCCACCGACAUGUCGCAAGAUGACGUCCCCGUAGCACUAAGCGCCGCAGCUUCCGGGGCUUGCUCGCAUGCAGCGCCUCACUUCCUGGGCAGUGAUUUGCUCCGAGAGCGCUCCCCAUGACAAGGAACUUGCAAAUUGGAUGUGUGGAGCAAGACCGGCCUGGCACGCCUCAAUGUUGAGAGCGCAACCACUUGGAAACCAGGACCCUUUGCGUUUGCGAGGUACUUGGACAAUGCAGAGUCCGCAGGCCGCACGCAGAUCUGCAGAGUCAGUGCUUUAGAUACUAAUCAACUCGUCUUCUCUUGCUUGGGAGAGUUGAAUAGCUGCAAAGAGCUUUGAAUAGCUACAAAGUUAUUGAGCUGGCUCUUGGGAACCACGGCGAGAUGGAAGCACUCCGCGCCGUUUCUUGACUUGCGCCUUGGGGCUGGAACGAAUGCUCGCGUCCCCUCCUUCAAGCUUGACCCGCUCUUAAAAGAUACAGUCUGCCCAUUUGAAACAUGGCUUUUUCCACGAAAAUGAAGCAAUGUUCAGGUGUAUAAUGUGAGGAUCCCUGUUGACACUGGCAACCGCCAGUUUAACACUGUGACCGACCCCGGCCUAUGUCCUGCAAAUGCAGCAACAGAGGAGGGCAGGAUGUAAGUAAGACACCAAUUCGGACUUCAACGCUUCCGAAAUGUUGUGUUGCCAUGUGCUCUGCUUCGCUUCACCAAAGCCCUGCGGGGCUGGCUCACAGUCACAAAAGUUGAGCGCAGCUUCAGCACUGGGACCCGAACAGGGCGAUUCCAUGUCCACGCCCUCGAAGGCAGCAUUUUGCUCACUCCACUCGCUGGUGGAGUCUGCAAUCCAAGGAUUGCGAAUUUGCCAUUGAACGGAUCUUGAUGUAGUGAAGUGCCCGCACUUCCAACAGAUUGUUUUAUUG
Effrenium voratum is the source of this 6978-nucleotide messenger RNA. The record is from the annotation of a GenBank genome assembly. NCBI's taxonomy places the organism in Eukaryota, Dinophyceae, Suessiales, Symbiodiniaceae.